Molecule: messenger RNA, 1083 nt
Organism: Varanus komodoensis (Komodo dragon)
Lineage: Eukaryota; Metazoa; Chordata; Lepidosauria; Squamata; Varanidae
Gene: CDC50B
Product: transmembrane protein 30B
Exons: 1
Coding region: 1-1083 (360 amino acids)
Biological process (GO): phospholipid translocation
Cellular component (GO): plasma membrane; endoplasmic reticulum; Golgi apparatus
Source: RefSeq, a predicted model, not a curated record
AUGGCCUCCGCCUCUUACAACGUCAGCCGCGCCCAGGCGCCCGACGCCUUCGGCCCCGGCGCGGCGCAGAACAAGCCGGACAACACGGCCUUCACGCAGCAGCGCCUGCCCGCCUGGCAGCCGCUGCUGUCGGCGGGCACCGUGCUGCCGCUCUUCUUCUGCCUGGGCCUGGCCUUCGUGGCCAUCGGGCUGGGCCUGCACUUCUCCUCGGAGCAGAUCGAGGAGGUGGAGCUGGACUACACGGGCGCGCUGCGCAACUCCAACUGUUCGCACUGCGCCAACCUGACGAGCGACGGCCUCGCGUCCUGCUGGUGCACCGCGUGCUUCGAGCUGCCCGCCGACUUCCCCGCACCCGUCUGCCUCUACUACCAGCUCUCCAACUACUUCCAGAACAACCGGCGCUACAGCGUGUCCCGCGACGACGCGCAGCUGAGCGGGGAGGCCUGGGCCCUGCGCCAUCCCAUCCAGGAGUGCCAGCCUUACCGCACGACCGCCCAGGGGAUCCCCAUCGCGCCCUGCGGCUCCGUGGCCAACAGCCUCUUCAACGACACCUUUGAGCUCUACCGCCAGCUGGAGAACGGCUCCCAGGAAGCCAUCUCCCUGGACAAGAGGGGCAUUUCCUGGUGGACCGACACCAACGUCAAGUUCCGGAACCCGGAGCCGGUCAACGGCAGCCUGGCGCAGGCCUUCUUGGGCACCGCCAAGCCCCCAUUCUGGCACGUCCAGGUCUUCGAACUGGACAAGGGCAACCCCAACAACACUGGCUUUGUCAACGAGGCCUUCAUCGUGUGGAUGCGCAUCGCCGCCUUGCCCACCUUCCGCAAGCUCUACGCCCGCGUGGGCAAUGGGAGUGCCGUGAUGGGGCUGCCACAGGGCACGUACUGCCUCAACAUCACGUACAAUUACCCGGUCCUUUCUUUCCACGGCGGCAAGAAGGUCAUCUUCAGCACGCUGUCCUGGAUGGGUGGAAAGAACCCCUUCCUGGGCAUCGCCUACCUGGUCUUUGGUUCUGUUUGUGUUGUCACGGGCAUUGUCAUGUUGGUGGUGCAUAUAAAAUACCGGCAUCUGAAUGAGGAAGAUUAG